Molecule: messenger RNA, 1803 nt
Organism: Penicillium concentricum
Lineage: Eukaryota; Fungi; Ascomycota; Eurotiomycetes; Eurotiales; Aspergillaceae
Exons: 14
Coding region: 1-1803 (600 amino acids)
Biological process (GO): L-valine biosynthetic process
Cellular component (GO): acetolactate synthase complex; mitochondrion
Molecular function (GO): thiamine pyrophosphate binding; acetolactate synthase activity; flavin adenine dinucleotide binding
Source: RefSeq, a predicted model, not a curated record
AUGAAGUCGAAUACAGUACCCCAGAAACGAAAGAAGGUAGAGAGUGACGAUGAAGAUGAAAUUGUCAAAGAUGGCAGCCUUACGUCUGCUGCUGAGAAUUUCUUCGAGGCGCUGUCCGAGGCCGGGAUCACUCACUGCUUCGUCAACCUGGGGAGCGAUCAUCCGGCCAUGUUGGAAGCGAUGAUCAAGGCCAAGCAAGAAAACAAAACCAAUUUUCCGAACAUCAUUACCUGUCCUUCUGAGCUAGUGGCACUAUCAGCUGCACUGGGGUAUGCUCAAGCUACAGGAGUUCCACAAUGUGUAAUUGUGCAUGUGGACUGCGGAACUCUCGCUAUGGGACAGUCCAUACAUAACGCCUCCGUCAGCAGAGUUCCUGUCCUGUGCUUCGCUGGCUUGAGUCCUUUUACCCAGAAUGGCGAAAUGUUGGGUUCGAGAACAGAGUUCAUCCAUUGGCUGCAAGACGUACCCGAUCAAGCAGCAAUUGUCCGACAAUACUGCAGAUACACAGGUGAAAUAAAAACCGGACGCAAUAUCAAGCAGAUGGUCUCGCGAGCAUUGCAAUUUGCUACAUCUGACCCUAAAGGCCCGGCAUAUCUAAUGGCCGCGAGAGAGGUACUUGAGGAACGUGUGGGAAAGGAAUACGUAGACGGAGAAAUUCUCAGUUCAAUUGCUCCAAGUGCAUUGCCAGAGCAAGAUGUGGAAUUAAUUGCCAAGUCGCUCAUGAGCGCAAGGCGACCGCUUGUCAUCACAGGCUAUCUUGGUCGGAAUCGCAAAGCACCAGCCCUCUUGGCUGAGCUUUGUGACAAACUUCCAAUCACCGUCGUGGAGAUGGUCGGCUCUGACGUUUCGCUGCGAAGUGACCAUGAAGCAUAUCGCGGCGUUACCGUCACUACUCAUCCGGAAGUUCUUGAAGCCGAUGUUAUUCUUAUUCUCGAUUGUGAUGUCCCUUGGAUCCCUACUGCCGGAAAGCCUCGGAGCGGCACGAAAGUAUUCCAUCUAGAUGUCGAUCCGCUGAAGCAACAGAUGCCACUCUUUUCAAUCAACGCGACUCGUAAGCUCAAGGUUGGCUGUGGAAUUGCACUUGAGCAAAUCAAUGCUUUCCUGGAUAAACAGGACAUUAAUCGGGCUACGUAUACCGUGGAAUUUGAGGAGCGGUCAAAGAAUUACAAGACCUGGAGGGAAAGCUUAAAAGCACUUGAAUCACCGUUGGAAGAUGGUGUAGUCAGUGUGCCAUACCUGGCAUCAAGAUUGCGAGAUUCUCUCCCCGAAGACACUAUUUAUGUUUUGGAGGCUGUAACCAAUGCAGGACAUCUCAUUCACCAUUUGAGCUUGACCAAGCCCGGAAGUCUGAUUGCCAGCGGCGCAGGUGGUCUGGGAUGGGGAGGUGGUGCAGCACUAGGCGUCAAGCUAGGCAAGCCCGGUUCAUUCAUAUGUGCAAUCGUCGGUGACGGAGUUUACCUUUUCUCGCAAAUGGAAAGUGUUUAUUGGAUCGCCAGACGUUAUGAUAUCCCCUUCCUCCUCAUUGUGCUCAACAAUGGCGGAUGGAACGCACCAAAGGUGUCUGCACUUCUGGUGCACAAGGACGGAUUAUCGUCGAAGUCAAACAGACGAGAUCUCAAUAUCUCGUUUGAUCCUUCUCCUGAUUACCCUGGAAUCGCUGCUGCGGCCGGUAAAGCGUGGGGUGCGACAGUGACCACGCAAAGUGAGCUUGAUCCUGCUAUCAAAGAGGCGACGGAUGUUGUUCAGGGUGGGAGAUGUGCUGUGAUUGAGGUUUCUGUUCCGUCUAUGUGGAAGGAGAACUAG